AGCUCAGGCACCCUGAGAGGGAGAGAGCAGGCUUGCAUCAACGUAACUGAAGCACAAACAGCACAAGAGGCAUCAAAGAUCAGUCUCAGACCGGACACAAAGGAGAAACAAGGAGCUGAGCUUGAGAUCAGUAUACAGUAAAUCCAGUCAGCUACCGGCUACACUUGAAAGGCGCUUCCUUGGUGACUAUGGCAGGCAAAAACUGAAGAAUAUUUAUCAGAUUUAUUUAUUCUCAGGUUUUCUUUCUUCACCAAGCUUCACAUAUACUUUAAAAAUAUGCCUGAACAAAGCAAUGAUUACAGAGUGGUGGUAUUUGGAGCGGGAGGAGUUGGCAAAAGUUCGCUGGUCUUGAGGUUUGUAAAAGGCACUUUCAGAGACAGUUAUAUCCCUACAAUUGAAGAUACCUACAGGCAGGUGAUCAGCUGUGAUAAGAGCAUAUGCACUUUGCAGAUUACUGACACAACAGGGAGUCAUCAAUUUCCUGCCAUGCAGCGUUUGUCUAUUUCCAAAGGACAUGCUUUCAUUUUGGUCUAUUCUAUCACCAGCCGGCAGUCCCUGGAGGAACUCAAACCUAUCUAUGAACAGAUUUGUCAGAUUAAGGGGGAUAUAGACAGCAUUCCAAUAAUGCUGGUGGGGAACAAGAGUGAUGAGGACCACAACCGAGAGGUCCAAACUACUGCUGGAGAAGCCAUGGCCAAAAAAUGGAAGUGUGCCUUUAUGGAGACUUCUGCCAAGACAAACCACAAUGUGAAGGAAUUGUUUCAAGAGCUGCUGAACUUGGAAAAACGCAGGACUGUGAGUUUACAGAUUGAUGGUAAAAAAAGCAAGCAGCAGAAAAGAAAAGAGAAGCUGAAAGGCAAGUGUGUUGUUAUGUGAAACCGGCAAUUGUUUCAAUUCCUUCUGACUGUAUCAAAUUUCAGGCCUGUAGACAAUGAGAAAACAUGUAAGACUUAUUUCAUUAACAGCUGUUUUAAAAGAAAUGUAGUAGAUUUUAAAAUGGUGUGGGGUAAAAGUACUAUAGCCUUUUUAUAAAUUCACCAUUUACAAAGAAUAUUCUGAACAACCAGUGAUAGCUAUUUCAAGAUCAUAGAAAACAGCACAUCUGUAACUAUGCUAUGCUAUGUAUAGAAUUAUGAAAUCUGUAUUUAUUUAUAAUAAUAAAUAUUUGGAAAAACCAUCACUAUAUUUAAGAUUAAAGGAGCCAUUCAGGAUGACAAGUACCCCCUUUUACAUUAUCUUAUGUUCUGGCUUCAUUAGUGCCAUUUAUAAUGCUUCUGAGCAAUGUUUAAAUUGUGAGAUUCACACCACCUCACUUACAGACCUCAAUAACAUACAACUCCACUGAAGACAUAAUCUGAUAAAUGGUUGGCUGCUUGUUGGGGAUCUCCCCAACAAGCAGCUGAUCCGGAGGUUUAAGUGUCCAUUUCCCUGCCACUGCUAAGUGGCCAGAAAGGGGCAUUUAAAACCCAUGAACCACGAACCGGUUCAUGAACUUGCCCCAGUUCAUGGGAGUUCGUGGUUCUUGGUUUGUGAAAACGCCAUGAACCAUGAACCACACUGUUUGGUCUUUUCGUGGUUCGUGCCCACGUCUAGUCAGGAGUCAGAAAGAAAAGUUUUUGACCAAAGUGGUACUUUUAUAGGGCAAAGUGCCUAUGAUGAAUAUUUUACUAUGUAUUUAUUGUUAUCUUCUAAUACAGAAAUAAACUAAUGACUGUAUGUUGUCCAAAGGUUUUAUGAUUAGAUUAUGCCAUCUUAAUUACUGACAUGAACUGAAAGAUAAAGUUUUCCAGUCUUUAUUCAUGGGGAAAUAGGGUUGGCUAGCUUAAUGAUGCAGGAACUUCCCAUGUUGCCACUUAAUCCCUUGUUGUGUUACCUGGGAAUACAGGGAGUGUCUCCUAGGAAAAGGAAAAAAAACUGGUGUAGCAUAGGGUUUCUUGUAACAAAUUCCACCUUCUCAUAUAGUAAGGUACAGUCUGGGAUUCUGUGCAUGAACAGACAGUUUUGGCUUACAGUAGGCAAUCCUUGGCUGGUUGGUCUUGGAUGUACAGGAUGAAACACUAAAGUAAAUAUAUAAUGCUAUUUAUGAGUCAGAAUGAACGAACAGUUUGCAGGGGAUCCACUAGGUUCCUUCCUUUAAAUGAGGAAUCUUUCAUUGGAAUAAAAACUGUUUAUACUGGAGGAAGGAGUCCUCUAAUUGGGACUCCUUUUUCAGAGGAAGGAGUCUUUCUCCUUCACUUACCAGAAGGGAUUUCAAUGAUAUGUUGAGGAAAUUAUAAAACUGAUUGUCGAAACUUUUGUUGUAAUUUCUUGUAUCAUCAUGUAGACUUUUAGAAACAAAUGUUAACCUUUACAAAGAGACCUGCUUGAUAAAAACAAAUAUUUAAGAUUCAAAAAGCAUUAUUCAUUUUAAAAAUGGUAUGAAUAUUGUAUAGGCUAUAUUUUGCAUCAGAACAAGCUACUUUGAAAGAGAAGAUAUUAACAUUUUGGCAAGACUGCGUAUUUCAAAAGCUGGAGAAUGCAGUUAAGUGUUUGUAAAAAUAGCAUGCUUGUUACAUUUUAAAUGUCAGCAAAGAGCUAUUUAAAUGCAUCAUUCAUUUUUGAAUACACAUUGCUCAUGAACACUUGAAUGCUGUGCACCGUUUCAUAUCAAUAACCUUUGGCAUAAAUACAGAGGACCACAGACAAUCAAGCAUCUUCAGAAUAAGACCAUGGGACAUUUAUAUUUCCUUUCUGUUCUCCAUGUAGACAUAAAACUAUUUCCAAUUUACUGGACAGAAAACUGAAUUGAUCUACCAAGGGUGAUAUCAGACAGAUAUGGUGGAAGUUAUUUCAACACAGUCACUAUCUAAUGAAAAACACUUGUUUUCAGGCCAAAAAACAUGCUUCAAAAUAAGCAGUCAUUUCAACAGUGAAAGUGUAUCCCAUUUUCAUUGCACCAUGGUUUAUCUAAUGAACAGCCAUUAAAAAAAAAUUUAUAAGUACAUGCAAGACUUCCAUAUAAUUUUAACUAGAGAUGGGCAGGAACUGGGAAAAUUCCAAAGCAUGCUGUUCGUGGUUCAUCGCAUUUCAUGAACUAUGAACCAUAAACUUUCACAAACUUGCCCUAGUUCAUGAACCAGUUCGUUAGGUUUGUGAAGACCGUCACUUCUGGGUCAGAAGAAUGUCUGUAGAGAGCCCCCCCCCCUUGUCUAGGAAACUGAUUGAUGGGCACCAGGCUGUCUGCAGUGACAAACUGAAAUAUGAACCAAAUGGAGCGGGCUAGAAUUCAUCACGAUUUGUGAGAAAUGAGCUCCCAUGAACUUCUGGUUCGUGAACCAUGAAUCAGCCCAGUUCAUGAUGAGCUUCGGUUUGUAUUUUGGUUUAUGCCCUCCUCUACUUUUAACCUCUAAGUGGCUUCUCUUUCCAUCUGCCAAAAUCCAGCAGUAUUUAGCAUGGCAAUAAUUCACUGUGUCAUCAUGUUAAUGGCUUGUUUCAUUUCUCAGCCAAAGAAAGAUUUCUAUCUUUUAUGUUUGGGACUCCAUUAAGAAAAAAAGGAAAACUGAAAGGAAUGAAUACUUUUCAGAACACUUUUUUUUAGCUAUUUGGCUAUAUCCAGUAUCUGCUUUAUUUAUUUUAAAGAUUUCUUCCCACCUUUUGAUCAAAUAAUUCUGGAAGAUUACAAAUAAUAUAUUAAAUAAAGAACUAAAAAAGAAACAGUCAGUGGAUUUGUGCUUUUUGGCCAAAUUACCUUUCCUUUCAAAGUCUGCAGUCCCUGGGCUACUGGCAUUUGACUGGAAUGUUAUUCUUGGUAGGGGAUGAAUAUGAACGCUUCUUGUGGCUGUUCUUUCUGGCCUUCCUUUUUCUAGACAUAGUUUUUUUUUCUUGUGAGGGUGUAGUCAAUGAACAUCUUGAAUAUGAAUUGGAAUCUCAGGCCAAUCUAUAAAAGAAGUGGGCUAUAUGUGGCAUUGUUUUUCUGCCUUCUGUGGCAUUCGCUUCAGAUAGGGUUGACAACCUCCAGGUGGUGCCUGGAGAGCUCUCAGAAUUACAACUUAUCUCCAGAUAUCAGUUCCCUUACAGAACAUGGUGCUUUGGAGGGUGGACUCUAUGGCAUUAUAUACUGCUGGUUCUUCCUCUCUUCUGCCCUCCCCAAGCUCUGUCCUCCCCAGGCUCUACUCCAAAAUCUCCAGGAAUUUCCCAACCUGAAGUUAGCAAUCCUACCCUCAGAGCUUCAGUCUUCCAUGCAUUUUACUAAAUUCCUCCUACCGAUCUAUUUUCCACAGUCUGUGACAACUUACUGGGAUGGUCGCAACUUAUACGUGCAGCCUAUCCUUGGAAAUAUUCACUCUCUACUCCCCAGACCAUAUAUAUGCAUGAGAGCCAGACAGAUAACAGUCAAGCCAUCUGCUUCAAUUCUGUGGCCUUUAGCUAUUAAGAGCAACUUUGUAGUAUAUCUUUGAGCUGUAGCAACCAUUUCCCUUUCUGCUGAAAUGUGCAGAAUCCCUAAAGAAAUAGGAAAGGUCCUUCUUAAUGUAAUUCCAGUUUACAUUAUAUAAUAGGAAGAAAGGUUUUCUAAUCCCCAAAUGCUACCAGUGAUUGCAGUUCUAAUCCAUCUGCACCAGUAAAAUCAAAGGAAUCAAAGUAAGAAUCUAGCAGGGCUAUUAAAGUCGAUUUUCUUUUUUUGUAGUAGUUCCCCCAUGUAAGACUGCCAAACCACUAGAAAAUGUCUGUGAAAUGUAAAGAAAAUAUCCCUUUGUUUCCCAUUGCUCCAGCUCUUGUAACAAUUUAAUAAGCCAUGGUUAUGUUUCAUGGUCCUGUAUUGAUCAACACAGGGCUAGUACAGAAGCAAUAUAUAUUCCUGGACCAGUAAUUUGAAGAGAAAUACAUUUUAUAUUAUGCCCUUCUGUGAUCAUUGUAAUUUGUAAUAGAUUUUAUGUGUCUGUGGAUUUACCAAAAUACUGGUUUUGCUCUUACUGAUAUAAGGAAGUAAUUUCUUUUGAUAGACAAAGAAAACUCAUUAAAAAGGAUGUGUUAUACAGCUUUAUUAUAUUUUGUGAUUUGUUUACAAGUGCGUUAUUAAUAGACAUGAAUUGUUUAGAAUAUACACUCUCAACAUUAUAAAAAUAUAUGACAGACAAUUAUGCUGUUCACAAAGCAUGAAUUUUACAUACCUGUGUAAUCAAUUAAGAUAUAUAGUUAUCAUUCAGAUGUAUUUAUUGUUACAGUUUCACUAUCAAAUAUUUUAUUCAACAGAUACCAUGUAAUCUGUGCCUACUGGUUUCUAUGUUC
This is a messenger RNA of Eublepharis macularius, 5265 nucleotides long. RefSeq names its product DIRAS family GTPase 2 (gene DIRAS2). Gene Ontology annotation, cellular component: plasma membrane. The coding region runs from base 277 to 876 and encodes 199 amino acids. The transcript has 2 exons. Lineage: Eukaryota; Metazoa; Chordata; Lepidosauria; Squamata; Eublepharidae. Gene Ontology annotation, molecular function: GTPase activity; GTP binding; GDP binding. Gene Ontology annotation, biological process: signal transduction. The record is from RefSeq and is a predicted model, not a curated record.